Messenger RNA from Lobosporangium transversale, 846 nucleotides. Its product is annotated as S-adenosyl-L-methionine-dependent methyltransferase. Gene Ontology annotation, biological process: rRNA (guanine-N7)-methylation. The transcript is spliced from 4 exons. The annotation marks the transcript as partial. Gene Ontology annotation, molecular function: rRNA (guanine) methyltransferase activity. Lineage: Eukaryota; Fungi; Mortierellomycota; Mortierellomycetes; Mortierellales; Mortierellaceae. Gene Ontology annotation, cellular component: nucleolus. The record is from RefSeq and is a predicted model, not a curated record.
AUGUCACGACCGGAACAUCAAGCACCCCCUGAAAUCGUCUAUGGUGGCGAAGAGGCAGCAAAGUACACUGGAAACUCCCGUAUUGCAGCUAUUCAAGCGGAGAUGGCCAGCCGUGCUGUCGAGUUGUUGAAUUUACCUGAGGGAUAUUCUGGACUUAUUCUGGAUGUCGGUUGCGGAUCAGGGCUUAGUGGUGAAGUUCUGGAUGAGUAUGGUCACGUCUGGAUUGGAUUUGACAUCGCCCCUGCCAUGUUGGAGGUAGCGUUGGAGAAUGAGGCUUCUGGAGAUCUGUUCUUACAGGACGCAGGACAUGGGAUGGCUUUCCGACCUGGUACAUUCGACGGCUGUAUCUCUAUUUCAGUCCUGCAAUGGCUCUGCAAUGCCGAUAAGACUUCUCACCACCCAAAGGCUCGUCUUAUGCGAUUCUUCUCUACCCUUUAUUCCUCCUUGAGACGUGGCGCCCGUGCAGUGUUCCAGUUCUAUCCCGAGAAUGAUGACCAAGUCCAAUUGAUUAUGGGAUGUGCUGUCCGCUGUGGUUUCGAAGGAGGUCUUGUUGUCGACUAUCCUAAUUCUAAGAAGGCAAAAAAGUUUUAUCUUUGCUUGUUUGCAGGACAGGAGAUCAAUGGUGUCAGACAACAACUUCCUGCUGCACUGGGAGAAGACGGGGAAGGGGAGCCUGAAGAAACUGGAGUGCAAUAUACAUCCAAGAAGAGGAAUGAUUCCCGCAUGCGCUCUAGUAAGCGUAAACCCCUUAAAGAUAAGAACUGGGUCUUGAAGAAGAAGGAACAAUUGCGUGCAAAAGGCGAUAAGACUGCCAAUGACUCCAAAUAUACGGCUCGCAAGCGUCGU